Molecule: messenger RNA, 508 nt
Organism: Penaeus monodon (black tiger shrimp)
Lineage: Eukaryota; Metazoa; Arthropoda; Malacostraca; Decapoda; Penaeidae
Exons: 2
Coding region: 93-491 (132 amino acids)
Source: RefSeq, a predicted model, not a curated record
UUCGUAAAGGCUAUCACAUUAUUCAUGAAUGGCUUCGCACAGAACCCACAAGCAAAUAAUAUACCAAUCUCCCACGAAAAAAAAAUAGAAUUAUGAGUCUAAAAUCAUUAAAACAAGAAUGGAGGAUUUCGCAAUGCAAGCUAUAUAUAACUUCAACUUUGAUCUCUCACUCUCCCGAUGAAGAAUCUCGCAACCAAACCUUUACAACGCCAUUCAUCACAUCUACCAAACUGCCUGACGAAGUAGAUACCACCCAAUACCACCUUCCCUCUCCGCAGUUCACUUCGAGUGGAGGCACCGAGGUCGAGAUAGAGUGCGUGAUGCGACUGGGCGAGCAGGACCUCCGUUCGAGCAUCACACUCAAGGUCCAAGGCCGACACUCAUCCUACCUCUCGAACUACUUUUCUGCGGCAGUGACCACGGGGGCCAAGGAAACAGCCUGGACUACUGGACUGAUGUUUCUUCUGUUUAUGUUGCGCUGGAAUGGAUAAGGAAGAGAAGGAGAAGC